Messenger RNA from Carya illinoinensis, 2013 nucleotides. Its product is annotated as DCD domain-containing protein NRP-B-like. The coding region runs from base 307 to 1701 and encodes 464 amino acids. The record is from RefSeq and is a predicted model, not a curated record. Lineage: Eukaryota; Viridiplantae; Streptophyta; Magnoliopsida; Fagales; Juglandaceae. The transcript has 4 exons. Gene Ontology annotation, biological process: response to endoplasmic reticulum stress.
CAUGUUUGGACAUUUCUACUUUGACAAAUUCACACGCCAUCCUUUGUGAUAUUGCUCCCUCUUUCCUCGAAAUUUCCCUUUUCUCAUACUGGAAUCCCUCCCUUUUAUUUAACUAGCUCUUCCCCACCCACAUCUACCCUCACACUAAAUUAGUUUUAUUUCUUCUUCUUCUUCUUCUUCUUCUUCUUUCCCAACACUUUCAGCCUAAAUUUUAUAUUUUGAAGUGUGUAAAUUUUGUGUCUUGCCAUCCCAGAUAGAGUUUUCUUGGUUUUUUUUUAAGGGAUUUGAGGAGAUUUUUGAGUUAGGAUGGAGAAUAACCAGCAAUCGUUUUGGCAAUUCAGUGACCAACUUCGGGUGCAGACCUCGAAUUUGGCGAAUCUCUCGGUGAACGAUUCCAUUUGGAGCUCUAAUCUCGGCGCGAAGAGGCCUGAGGAAAGGAAGAACUUUGAUAUAAGGGUUGGUGGAGAGGUGAACUCUCUGAGCAACUUGAAUUCAAACAGGUCUGACUUUAAUGGGUUCAACGAUGGGUGGAACAGUCUCAAGCCUAAGGGAUCUGAUUUCAAUGGAUUCAACGAUGGGUGGAGCAAUCUGAAGGCGAAGGGGUCCGAUUUCAAUGGAUUCAACGAUGGGUGGAGCAAUCUGAAGGCGAAGGGGUCCGAUUUCAAUGGAGUCAACGAUGGGUGGAGCAAUCUGAAGGCGAAGGGGUCCGAUUUCAAUGGAGUCAACGAUGGUUGGAGCAAUCUGAAGGCGAAGGGGUCCGAUUUCAAUGGAUUCAACGAUGGGUGGAGCAAUCUGAAGCCAAAGGAGUCUGAUUUCAAUGGGUUCAACGAUGGCUGGAGCAAUCUGAAGCCGAAGGAGUCUGAUUUCAACGGGUUCAAUGAUGGGUGGAGCAAUCUGAAGCCGAAGGAGUCUGAUUUCAAUGGGUUCAAUGAUGGGUGGAACAGUUUCAAGCCAAAGAUGACUGAUUUUAAUGGGUUUAAUGCAGGGUGGAAAACGGGUGCUAUCAGUCCUGGAAAUGGUCCAGUUUUUGGUGGAUCUCAAAAGAGUGCUGGGAUUAAUGGCGGUUUCACCAAGGGUAUUUAUUCUAAGCCUGGGAUUUAUAACAACAAUAAUAUUAAUGUGAAGGGGCACAAGAAUGGUGGUAAGGGUGAGGAUGAUCAUGGAGGAAAAGCUGGGAAGAAGAAUAGUAAUGGUAAUAAGAAGAAUAAUGGUGAAAAUAAUAAUGAUGGCAAGAGUGCUGUGGACAAGAGGUUCAAGACACUUCCACCAUCCGAGUCUCUGCCAAGGAACGAAACCGUUGGUGGGUAUAUCUUUGUCUGCAACAACGAUACUAUGCAAGAGAAUCUCAAAAGACAACUCUUUGGUCUGCCUCCUCGUUACCGAGAUUCAGUUCGGGCUAUAACUCCGGGCUUGCCACUCUUCCUUUACAACUACUCCACUCACCAACUCCAUGGAAUUUUCGAGGCUGCAGGCUUUGGAGGAACAAACAUAGAUCCAACGGCUUGGGAGGACAAAAAGUGCCCUGGUGAAUCACGCUUCCCUGCUCAGGUUCAAGUUCUUACAAGGAAAGUCUGCGAGCCAUUAGAGGAGGACUCCUUCAGGCCAAUUCUUCACCAUUAUGAUGGCCCUAAAUUCCGCCUCGAACUCAGCAUUCCAGAGGCGCUCUCUCUCCUGGAUAUAUUCGCAGACCAAAACGCUUGAGCAAAGGAUUACUAUAUAUAUAUACAUGCAUACUGCUACACGAGUAAAAUAAAGAUAGUGAAAACAAAAAGAACAGCAGAAAAGAAGGCUGGUUGGCUGUGUUGUAUCUUGGAAUUUAUAGGGAAUUUUGGAGAACAAAUGCAGUUUAGGACGGUUGAAUUUGAUGCACAGCCUAUAUAUUAUAUAUAGAAAUGUGAUUUGUAAGCUGGUUUUUGCAUAGAGGCUGUUAAAUGUCUGUCCUCUUUUGUUGUUCUUGUAAUAUUAGUGUAUAAAUAAGCACAAGUGAUCCAUAAAGACGAGCUCUUAUAUUUA